AUGGUUUCCCUUCUUGUACAGACAAAAGUCUGCACUCUUCAGAACAGUUUUCCUCCAAACUUUGUGGCCAGAGGUGACUUUGUUAUUGGAGGGAUCUUUCCCCUCCAUUAUAACCAGGAGAUGCCUGACCUUAACUGUACAUACAGACCACUACCAGUGAAGUGCAACGGAUUUGAUCCCAGGGCUUUCCGCUGGGCUCAAACCAUGAGGCUGGCUGUGGAGGAGAUAAACCAGAAUAUGGAUUUAUUGUCCAAUUACACCCUUGGGUACAAAAUCUUUGACUCAUGUGCAUAUCCACUGACUGGCCAGAGGGCUGCUCUGGCUGUGCUGAAUGGGCUGAAUGAGGAUGAGUCUCCUCUGUGCAGCACUGCUUCGCCUCUUCUUGCUGUGAUUGGGGAAUCAGGUUCUGCUCAGUCCAUCGUUGUGUCAAGAGUUCUGCAGCCAUUCAGAAUCCCGAUGAUCAGUUACUUUUCUUCAUGUGCAUGUUUUGCUGACAGAGAAAAAUAUCCUACUUUUUUCAGAGUGAUUCCUAAUGAUGAUUAUCAGGUAAAGGCCAUUGCUCAGCUGCUGGUGCGCUUCAACUGGACUUGGGUGGGACUCGUUCGAGGAGACCAUGAAUACGGUCGCUUUGCUGUGCGAGGGCUACUGAGGGAAUUAGAGGGUACCAACGUGUGUGUGGCUUAUCAAGAAAUGAUUCCUCUGCUCUAUAAUCAGCAGAAAGCCCUAGAGAUCAUGCAGGUAAUGAAAAACUCCUUGGCAAAAGUGGUGGUGGUAUUUUCCGCUGAAGGUGAAAUGACACCUUUCUUGAAAGACUACAUGACCCAGAACAUUACAGGAAUCCAGUGGGUAGCGAGCGAGGCCUGGGUCACCGCAUCUGUCUUUACAGGAACUGAGUAUUACCCCUACUUGGGCGGCACCAUUGGAUUUGGCAUCAGAAAAGGUUACAUUUCCAGACUGCAUGACUACCUGUUGACAAUCAACCCUCAGAGAUAUCCCAAUGAUAUUCUGGUGCAAGAGCUGUGGGAGGCUCUGUAUGGCUGCAGUCAUUUUCCAUCCUCUGCCACUCAGUUGCCAUCCUGCACAGGAAAGGAGCCAUUGUUGGAGCAGCACUCUGCCUAUAUGAAUACAUCCAGUCCUAGAGUGGCCUAUAAUGUCUAUAAGGCUGUGUAUGCUGUUGCUCAUUCACUACACAAUCUUCUUCACUGUCAACCAGGCAGGGGGCCCUUCCAAAACAACUCAUGCGCUCAAAGAAAUAAUGUACUUCCCUGGCAGCUCCAGCACUACCUCCAGGAAGUUAGCUUUAACAUUAAUGAAGAAGAGAUAAACUUUGACUUGAAGGGUGACUCUGUACCCUACUAUGACAUUAUCAACUGGCAGAGAGGCACAAGGGGGAACAUUGAAUUUGUCAACGUGGGGCUGUUUGAUGGAACCAAGCCCGCUGGAGAGGAGCUGGUGAUCCAGGAGGACAGGAUAAUGUGGGCAGGGCAUCAGAGUGAGGUGUCAGUGUCUGUGUGCAGUGCCAGCUGCCUUCCAGGGUCCAGGAAAGCUGUCCGUCGUGGGGAGCCUGUCUGCUGCUUUGACUGUGUACCAUGUGACAGUGGCAAAAUUAGCAAUCAGACAAACUCAAUAGAAUGCAUCUUUUGCCCGGAGGACUUCUGGUCAAACAAAGAAAGAACAGCUUGCAUUCCCAAAAAGGUGGAGUUCUUGGCCUAUGAUUCCUUGGGUAUAGCUCUGACAGUGAUCUCUGUGGUGGGCGCCUGUCUCACUAUGGCUGUGUUUGCAGUGUUCUUCUACCACAGAAGCACAGCUAUUGUCCGUGUCAAUAACUCAGAACUCAGCUUCUUCAUCCUAUUUGCACUGACGCUGUGUUUCCUUUGUUCUCUUGUUUUCAUUGGAGAGCCAACAUUUUGGUCCUGCAUGCUUCGCCACACAGCCUUUAGCAUCACAUUUUCACUUUGCAUCUCCUGCAUCCUGGGAAAGACUUUGGUGGUGUUGGCAGCAUUCACUGCCACCAGGCCAGGGGACAACAUAAUGAAGUGGCUGGGGCCGAAGCAGCAGAGAAUCGUUAUCUUCAGCAGCACUUUGGUUCAGGUAGUCAUCUGUGCUGCCUGGCUAAUUGAUGACCCCCCUUAUCCAUACCGAAACACGGAGUAUGAACAUUCAAAGAUUAUACUGGAGUGUAGUGUUGGAUCUACUUUUGCAUUCUGGUGUGUUUUGGGAUAUAUUGGUCUGCAAGCAUGUUUUUGCUUUGUGCUGGCAUUUCUGGCUCGUAAGUUGCCUGGCAACUUCAAUGAGGCCAAGUUCAUCACUUUUAGCAUGUUGAUUUUCUGUGCUGUGUGGCUGGCAUUUAUCCCUGCAUAUAUCAGCUCCCCUGGAAACUAUGCAGACGCAGUGGAGUCAUUUGCUAUUUUGGCCUCCAGUUUUGGCUUGUUGUUCUGCUUGUUUGCUCCAAAGUGUUAUAUCAUUUUACUGAAGCCAGAAAAAAAUACAAAACAGCACUUGAUGGGAAAAGAAAAGAAAUGAUGUGUAAGAAUAUACGGUUUUGUUGUUGUUGUUUCAGUUUACAUUUCCAGUCAAUAUCCAAUGUUAUUUCCCAAUUAAUUCAAAUGUAUUUAACAUGUGCAACUUUGCAACUCUAGAGUGAUU
Melanotaenia boesemani (Boeseman's rainbowfish) is the source of this 2646-nucleotide messenger RNA. RefSeq names its product extracellular calcium-sensing receptor-like. The transcript is spliced from 9 exons. Gene Ontology annotation, molecular function: G protein-coupled receptor activity. The coding region runs from base 1 to 2523 and encodes 840 amino acids. Gene Ontology annotation, biological process: G protein-coupled receptor signaling pathway. The record is from RefSeq and is a predicted model, not a curated record. Gene Ontology annotation, cellular component: membrane. NCBI's taxonomy places the organism in Eukaryota, Metazoa, Chordata, Actinopteri, Atheriniformes, Melanotaeniidae.